AUGGGAGGGAUCAGAGACGCGAUCAAAACUGGCUGUGGCUACUACGAGUUGUGUUUGUUGUCUGAUGAGCAGCGAGCGUUAGCAACAAUUUUAAGACAUAGUUCCUGGGACCAAAAAAUAGGUUCGAUAGAGGAUAGUGAAGGUACGCAACGAAUCUGUUCCAGUAAUAAAUAUAAAUGGAGCUGG
Messenger RNA from Sphaeroforma arctica JP610, 186 nucleotides. RefSeq lists its product as hypothetical. The record is from RefSeq and is a predicted model, not a curated record. The transcript has 2 exons. The annotation marks the transcript as partial. Lineage: Eukaryota; Ichthyosporea; Ichthyophonida.